Molecule: messenger RNA, 5622 nt
Organism: Cygnus atratus (black swan)
Lineage: Eukaryota; Metazoa; Chordata; Aves; Anseriformes; Anatidae
Gene: ANKRD6
Product: ankyrin repeat domain 6
Exons: 17
Coding region: 397-2787 (796 amino acids)
Cellular component (GO): cytoplasm; nucleus
Molecular function (GO): protein binding
Source: RefSeq, a predicted model, not a curated record
AGCGGGCACGGCCCCGGCGGCGCCACCAGCUCCGGGGCCGGCGGCCCGCGGGAGCCCAGCCCGGCGGCGGAGGCUCCGGUGGAGAAGAAGCAGUGUGCCAUACCGUGGUGCAGAGACUCGCUGUUGCUGUCAGCGCAGGAAAAGACUGAAGUUGGCAUCUCUCUUAUCCCCAGCCAGAGGCUGCCCUGAAAGACACAGUUGUAAAAUGUUCAUCAGAAAAAAACUGAAGACAGAUCCCUGAGAGUCCAGAAGAUGGCAUAGGAACAGCGUCACCUUCCAGGGCGCUGGGGUCCUUUCUCACCUCCGUGCAUGCUGCUUGAACAGACCUGAAGCCUUUGUUUUUGGACUGAAGAAACCUGCGCACUGCUUGCCUUGAAAACCUUUCUCUCCUAAUUCAUGAGCCAGCAGGAUGUGGUCGCUGUGCUUUCAGAACGGCUUCUCAUAGCUGCGUACAAAGGCCAAGUGGAUAAUGUGGUGCAGCUUAUCAACAAGGGUGCCAAGGUAGCAGUUACCAAGCAUGGCCGGACCCCCCUGCAUCUUGCUGCCCACAAGGGUCACCUCCAUGUUGUCCAGAUUUUGUUGAAAGCAGGUUGUGACCUGGAUAUUCAGGAUGAUGGUGAUCAGACAGCAUUGCACCGGGCUGCUGUCGUAGGGAACACCGAUGUCAUUGCAACUCUCAUUCAAGAAGGUUGUGCUUUGGACAGACAGGACAAGGACGGGAAUACCGCUCUUCAUGAAGCUUGUUGGCAUGGAUUCAGUCAGUCUGCCAAAGUGCUCGUUAAGGCAGGAGCUAACGUGCUUGCCAAGAACAAGGCAGGUAACACACCUCUGCACCUGGCUUGCCAGAACAGCCAUUCCCAGAGCACUCGUGUUUUGUUACUUGGAGGAUCUCGAGCAGACCUCAAAAACAAUGCAGGAGAUACCUGUCUGCAUGUGGCUGCUCGUUAUAAUCACUUGCCCAUCGUUAGGGUGCUGCUCAGUGCUUUCUGUUCUGUCCAUGAAAAGAACCAGGCGGGAGACACGGCGCUCCACGUGGCUGCUGCUCUAAAUCAUAGGAAGGUGGUGAAGCUGUUGCUGGAGGCAGGGGCUGAUACGUCAGUUGUCAACAAUGCAGGUCAGACCCCUCUAGAGGUUGCCAGACAGCACAAUAACCCUGAGGUUGCGCUUCUGCUCACUAAAGCAUCCCAGGUCUCACGCUUCAAUCGCGGAAGAAGCCUGAGGAAGAAGAGGGAGAGGCUGAAGGAGGAGAGGCGAGCUCAGUCGGUGCCACGGGAUGAGGUGGUACAGAGCAAGGGCAGCGUCUCGGCUGCUGACGACACCCAGAGCAGCGACCAGCCACCGCAGAGGAAAAUAGAUCUGAAGGAUGAGCCCCGGUCAGCCUCUCCGGAUCCCAAAGGGAAGAAGAGCAAAAAGAAAAAGCCAAAGGAGAAGGUUUCAGCACUCUCCGACCCCAUUUCCCCGGCCGAUCAGCAGACACUCCCUCGGCCCCAGCAAAACCUGCCAAAACGCAGGAGUAAACAUCACUGCUCCUCUCCGCCGCCUCCCCACGAGGUCCGAGCCUACCAGCUGUACACCCUCUACCGAGGGAAGGAUGGGAAGGUGAUGCAGGCACCAAUAAAUGGAUGUCGUUGUGAGCCCCUGAUAAACAAACUGGAGAAUCAGCUGGAGGCAACCGUGGAGGAGAUAAAAGCUGAGUUUGGGACAGUACAAGAUAAGAUGAAUGUUAAGCUGGGCCAGAUGGAAAGCAAAACUCAACAUCAACUCCGCGUUUUAGACAAGCUGAUGGCAGAGCGGCUGUCCGCAGAGAGAACAGAGUGCCUUCAUCGCCUGCAGCAGCACACUGAGCUGGAAAAAAACGAGGGAGAGAAACGGCAGAUGUCCUUGGUCGAUGAGCUGAAGACCUGGUGCAUGCUGAAGAUUCAGAAUCUGGAGCUGAAGCUUUCUGGAGAUUCCAGGUCAUCGAGGCCAAAAUCAACGCUGUCCACCUGUGAGUCCCUGACCGAGACCCUGGACACGGAGAACAACCCCCACAGCGCCAAGGACUGCAAAGCCCCCCAGCCCCUGCUGCAGUCGGAGGGCUCCCACCAGCACUCCUGUGCCACCCUGCCCAACAGCCUCUCGGAAGACGGGGGAAGGAGCAGAGGCCCGGGGCCCGAACAGAGCUUCGGACAACAGUUCUGCAUGCAGCAGGAUGGUGCCUCAGGGACAACCCUGUCAGGUGCGGAGCAGCAGUUGAUCCCUGCUGGACCAGCUGCUUCUUCAGCCCCUGCUCCAGACGUCCGGCCAAAGGACAAAGCCGGCGGUGCCAGCACGUUCCAGAGGUUCCAGCAGGAGCUGCCCUCCGCCGAGCUCGCGGGCUCCAAAUUGCGACAUGUAAAGGUUCAGGCUGCUUUGCAGCCCUUGGCCGAGCCUGCAAAGACCGACCCGCAGAGCGGCUGCUUCAUCGACAGAGGAACUCAGACAAAGAAAUCCAGCAAGGGCGGGCAGCCGAGGCACAAGGCGCCGCACCAGGCGGGGGCUCAUCAGAGUCAGGAGCCGCCCGCUCCACCGGCGGGGCAGCCGCCCGCCCCUCCGCUCAGAGACACCUCGCAGGCCCUGGAGAUAACCCAGUACUUCUUUGAGGCCGUUUCCACUCAGAUGGAGAAGUGGUACGAACGGAAGAUUGAAGAAGCCCGGUGCCAAGCUAACCAGAAAGCUCAGCAAGACAAAGCUGCGCUCAAGGAGCACAUCAGGAGCUUAGAGGAGGAGCUCAGUAAGUUAAGGACUAAGGUGCAGAAAGAAAGCUAGCGUUCGCCCGGCGGGGCGAGGCGAGCAGCAGGACUCACUCUGGAACCUGCUGUGCAGGAAUCUGGGAUAGGUGUAGAUACGUACUUGUAGUGCCUGGCACGUCCAAACAAAAUGCUCUUUUUUCAGGAGUAGAAAUAACUUUGGAAACUCCAGAACCAAGGAGCUUCACAUGCAGACUGUACCGACGACAACAAGAUGCUGCAGAUUAGAUCCUUUCCUCGUUAUUUCCCAGAGCCCGUUACAUUUUGCACUCUCAAGUUUCAGGUGCUGCUUGAAAACACAUUGCAUUAAAAACCAAAUCCGCUUUCAGAAAAGGGAAUUUUCUUAUUUCCACCUAAGUCAGGUGUGGCGAGAGGGUUCUGCCGUACGCCUCACGUAAAGGUGACACCAAUACUGAAAUAAGUCCCGGACGUUUGAGAGCUUUGGGCUGGGUCAGCAGUGAUGCGGCGGCUGCCUGGUGCUGAAGGGCUGUUGAGCCUGCUGCAGCUACUUCCCGCGGCGCCUCUCUGGUCAGCGGAGCAAAGCUCAAGCAGGGAGAGGUGCGGGUUUCCUGGUGGGAGAGGCCAAGCACCCACUGAGGUGAGCUGCCCCGUUAGGUACGGAGGCUUCUGUUGCCACGUUGUUUUUCAUUUGGUAUACAUCAUUAAAAUAAAUGCUCAAUUAGGCUCUUUUAAUGGUGUCCUGGUGGCAAAGCUCCUCGUGGUUACGCAGUUGCGGGGGCCACAUCGAGUGAUCUGACUGAGAAGUUCUGUUUAGGGCAUGGAUGGCAAUAUUUUACCAUAACCAUGGUCUACUUGCUAAGUGUAAUUUUUAUGGAAAGCUCUUUUCCUUCAAGCAGCAAACAGCUGAAGUCACUGAAGAAGCUUGAAAGCAGUCCUGUAAGGAAGUGAGGGCUUGGUUCCUUGUAUGCAGAUGUUUCUUUUUCUGUAGGGUCAGGCUUUCCUCCCAGCUGCCUUGUCUGGACCGUCUUCCUUUGUUCCGCUGAACAAUUCUGCUCUCUGUUUUCCCCCAUGUGUCUCUAAAGAGAGAGACUGGGCCCUGGUGAAUCUCCAGGUUUCAGGGCUGCUUUCACACAGUCCCACAAAACAGAACUCAUCAACAUUUUCAAUAUUUUUUUAGGGAUGGCUUGCAAUAAAAAUCAAAGCUUGCAGUGACAGUUUCUGACAGUAAUUCACAGAGGGUCACUUUCAAUUGCGUUUGUUCCAGCAGUAACACCUAAAUUCGUCAGCCACGUUUGGGUCCUGGUGCGCCACGUGCUGCGUAAACGAGAUGCACCGUAACUUGGUCCUGCAUCCCUGUAGGGUUCCCUCCGUAUGCCUCGGGGAGGGCUCCACGAGAUUCUCUUAAUAGGAGUAGACGUACUGAACAUACCGUGACGGAACAAUCGUACAAAACCAAUUCAAAUACAAGGUGGCACCAGAUGCCAAGGAGAAAGCUUUAUUUUUUCUAUACUGUGGAGCCCUAAAAUUAAUACAAAAUACUUUCCAGUAUCGAAGAUACCAUUAACAAAUUAGCAAUUAAGCUUUUUGUGUUCUUAGCAGAUGUAUAAAGCAAAGAAGAAUUGUAUUAUGUAAGUAUUUUUAAAAAUGCCUAUUAAUGCACUAUCAAAGCAAGAAGUGUAUGUGCAGUUACGGAAACACUAGUUUUAUUGCUCUGACUUCCAUAGUCAUAUAGACACUUUCGUGUUUACAGUUUUGUUUAAGCUACUGUAGGAAUGCAGAAGCAUGCUAUUUAAGUUUUAUAGCCCCUUGAUAAAGUGACUUGUUUUGCCAAGUAAUUAAAAUAAGUGUUGCUCAGAAUCCUUGCGUUGCAAUGUUUUUCUAUCCAGAGGAAAUAGACAAAAAUCAGAAGGGAAAGGAGAAAAUUGGACUGCAAAAGUCUUAAGCGUCUGUUAUUUUGUGUUUUUGCUAUAAAACACGGAAGCCAGGUCUGCCAGCUAUCCCGGGGUGAGGCCGCAGGGACUGAGUGCUGCCAUUACCAAUGCGCUCCCCUGGCACUGCGGAGGCUGCUGCACGCUGCUGGCACACGCGCUCCUGACCUCGCACAAAUGCGAGGGAAACACAAAGGCUGUGGUUUUAGCAAACCUCCUGAACACGCAGACCUGUGCUGCCACUACAGGCCUUGCAGCAGUGAUUUAAGGCAGUAACUUGGCUGCAGAGUUACUGAUUUUAGAGGUUUUAUGAAGCUUAACAAGUGUACUCUAAGGGGAGACAUUUUCCUAAAAUUCAUUCCUACUCACCUCUGCCAUUCCUCCUGCAUUCAAAGCUACUGGAAUGGAAUAACUUUUUAAAAUAAAAUAAAAAAAGCCACGUUAUCUACCUCUCUCAGGCACACUGCGUAAACACAGGUACUCUAGCAGAGUACACUCGGGCUCCUAAUGGUUUCUGGCAGGCAAUUUUAUCUUGACAAUGCAGAGGCUCGCAACGGCUGAGAACCGCAGCCAGCAGACCUCAGGAGGUCGGGUGAGGUACUUGCAGGGCCAUCCGUGCCUGCCAGGAGCUAUUCCUGGCCUGCGCGGCUGCAACCUGUAAGCGCAGCAAACUGGAGCCCCGGGAGGAGCGCAGACCCUCGCGUCCCCUGGGAAAGAGCCGCGGCCAGGCGGCAGCCUCCGAGUAAGGGGACGGAAAUAAACCACCGAGGGGAAAAGGAAGGCUGCAUUGUGAAGACAAACUGACAUUGAUCACAGCUUUGUUUAGUCCACGUUCCCUUCCAGACUGCAUUUGCUGGUAACACCGAGCACAGUAACCAGCUCAGAGGAGAACCAGAAGGAUCCUAAUGCAGCCCAGAGCUGCAUGGUCAUGGAUGUCGCCACCGUGUGGGGCUCCAACCUCUGCU